Messenger RNA from Telopea speciosissima, 953 nucleotides. RefSeq lists its product as uncharacterized. The transcript has a single exon. The coding region runs from base 36 to 914 and encodes 292 amino acids. NCBI's taxonomy places the organism in Eukaryota, Viridiplantae, Streptophyta, Magnoliopsida, Proteales, Proteaceae. The record is from RefSeq and is a predicted model, not a curated record.
AACCACAAAGAGGAAAUCUAAAGUUGUUGACGUUAAUGGCGACUGGUUGGGUCAAAUCGUUACAAUGUAAAUCAAGAGCUUUCGAAGAUGUUUACCAUCCAAACCCUAAGCACCUCAACCACUUGCUUGUCUCUUCGAGUUGCAGAAAAAGCGUUCAGAAUCUUAAGGAUGUGAUCGACACCAGCAAGAAGAAGCCCAGGAAAUCAAACCCACCAUCGCCCACUCCACCCAGACGGAGUUCCAAAAACUCAGGACAGAGUAAAGUCGAGGCCGGUUCGAAUGCAACGAACCGGGUUCGACGCAGUGUCUCUGCACGUACUGCCCGAACGCCGGAAUCUUUUUUUCCGACGUUGACCGAGCUGGCGGAGGGACACCCAUCUCGCAACGUUGUGGAGAUAAUCUUCCACACAAGCUGGUCCCCUAAGGUGUUCUUGGGUCGGAUCGAGAUGAUGUUCAAGGUUCAACACCUGCCCAAGACGGUGGCCCGGUUCGAAGAGUAUCGGGAGAUGAUGAAGUCUCGUGCUGGUGCUGGUGGCGGAGGAAGCGGUAGCAGUAGGGAGGAUGAUGCAAGGUGCGUCGCGGAUGGAAACGAAGUGAUGAGGUUUCACUGUCUGGGCCCCGCCACUGGAAUGAUCUAUGAUGCUGGUGGUAUGUGUACGUUUUCCGGCAAAGAUGCAACGAUACGUACGUUUUCCGGUAGUGGAGUGGCUCACGAGAACGCCGGUGGGGGUAAAGGACGGAGAGCUAUGUUGGUGUGCCGCGUCAUUGCAGGUAGAGUGUGUAAGCAGCUUGAGUUGGACUCGUUUUUAGAAAGCCGAGUUGGGUUUGACUCGGUAAAUGGGGACAAUGGUGAGCUCCUUGUAUAUGAUUCACGGGCAGUAUUGCCUUGUUUCCUUAUCAUCUAUAAACUAUAAAAAAAAGAAAAGAUAAGAAAGAAAGAAGAUGUUCUUGUA